This is a messenger RNA of Rhea pennata, 840 nucleotides long. It is a transcript of the gene CACNG5, whose product is annotated as calcium voltage-gated channel auxiliary subunit gamma 5. The coding region runs from base 1 to 840 and encodes 279 amino acids. The transcript is spliced from 5 exons. Gene Ontology annotation, molecular function: voltage-gated calcium channel activity; channel regulator activity. NCBI's taxonomy places the organism in Eukaryota, Metazoa, Chordata, Aves, Rheiformes, Rheidae. Gene Ontology annotation, cellular component: postsynaptic density membrane; AMPA glutamate receptor complex. The record is from RefSeq and is a predicted model, not a curated record. Gene Ontology annotation, biological process: positive regulation of synaptic transmission, glutamatergic; postsynaptic neurotransmitter receptor diffusion trapping; calcium ion transport.
AUGCGCCUCGGCAUGAGCACGUGCGGCAGGAAGGCUCUCACCCUGCUCAGCAGCGUCUUCGCCGUCUGCGCCUUAGGCCUCCUGGGCAUCUCUGUCAGCACCGACUACUGGCUCUACCUGGAGGAAGGCAUCAUCCAGCCCCAGAACCAGACAACAGAGAUCAAGAUGUCGCUGCACUCGGGGCUCUGGCGGGUCUGCUUCUUGGCAGGUGAAGAGCGUGGCCGGUGCUUCGCUAUAGAAUAUGUCGUGCCCACAAAUGUCCAGCUGACAUCUGAAUCAACAAUCAAUGUCCUGAAGAUGAUUCGUUCUGCUACGCCUUUCCCCUUGGUCAGCCUCUUUUUCAUGUUCAUUGGUUUUAUACUGAGCAACAUCGGCCACAUUCGGCCUCACAGGACCAUCCUCGCCUUUGUAUCUGGAAUAUUCUUCAUCCUGUCUGGUCUGUCGCUGGUGGUGGGGCUGGUUCUGUACAUCUCCAGCAUUAAUGACGAGAUGCUGAAUAGGACCAAGGACUCUGAAACUUUCUUCAAUUACAAAUACGGAUGGUCAUUUGCUUUCUCUGCUAUCUCUUUCCUUCUCACGGAGAGUGCCGGCGUGAUGUCUGUCUACUUGUUCAUGAAAAGAUACACCGCCGAGGACAUUUACCGCCCUCACCCCAGCUUCUACCGUCCCCGGUUGAGCAACUGCUCUGAUUACUCCGGGCAGUUCUUGCACCCGGAUGCGUGGGUACGUGGACGCAGCCCUUCGGAUAUCUCCAGUGAGGCGUCUCUGCAGAUGAACAGUAACUACCCAGCGCUGCUCAAGUGUCCUGAAUACGACCAGAUGUCCUCUUCCCCGUGCUGA